Molecule: messenger RNA, 3134 nt
Organism: Durio zibethinus
Lineage: Eukaryota; Viridiplantae; Streptophyta; Magnoliopsida; Malvales; Malvaceae
Product: gamma-tubulin complex component 2-like
Biological process (GO): cytoplasmic microtubule organization; microtubule nucleation; mitotic cell cycle
Cellular component (GO): gamma-tubulin complex; spindle pole; microtubule organizing center
Molecular function (GO): microtubule minus-end binding; gamma-tubulin binding
Source: RefSeq, a predicted model, not a curated record
UAAUUAAAUAAAUCCAACGUAAAAUUCACCCGAACCAAUUGAGACUGGGCCGCUUUAUGUUGAAGAGAGUUGGCACAUUUUUUGUUCAAAUCAUUUGAAAAAGAAAAAAAAUGGAAUCAAGUUGCCCUUCAACCCCUCGCUGGAACCUCGACAGACCUUUCCUCACCGGCCGAUUUCACCAGGAAAUAAAAGGGACAUCUCGGUUCGCAGCUGAAGCGAAGGGUUUUUCUUUGGAUUCGUUCAGCUCUGGAUUGGAAAAUCCAAUUGGUUGUUAUGAUGCUGCGGUUCAGGAACUUAUUGUCAUUGAUGAUCUCCUAUUUGCUUUGGUUGGAAUUGAAGGACGGUACAUUUCAAUCAAAAGAGUGCAUGGAAAGGUCGAUACUGUUACUUUCCAGGUUGAUGCAUCUAUGGAUUUAGCACUUCAGGAAUUAGCAAAACGGAUAUUUCCUUUAUGUGAGAGCUUUCUCCUGAUUGACCAGUUUGUAGAGUCCAGAUCUCAGUUCAAGAAUGGCCUUGUCAAUCAUGCCUUUGCUGCUGCAUUGAGGGCUCUCCUUUUGGAUUAUCAGGCCAUGGUUGCACAGCUUGAACACCAAUUUCGACUCGGAAGACUUUCCAUCCAAGGAUUGUGGUUUUAUUGUCAGCCCAUGAUGGGGUCCAUGCAAGCAUUGUCCAAUGUGAUACAAAAGGCUUCAGCUAAUAAUUGUGCAGGUUCUGCAGUGCUUAAUCUGUUGCAGAGCCAGGCUAAGGCUAUGGCUGGUGAUAAUGCAGUGAGGUCAUUACUAGAGAAAAUGACCCAAUCUGCUAGCAAUGCAUACUUUAGCAUAUUGGAAAGGUGGAUCUAUGAAGGAGUGAUUGAUGAUCCAUAUGGUGAAUUUUUUAUAGCUGAGAACAAGUCUCUCCAAAAGGAGAGCCUUACUCAAGAUUAUGAUGCUAAAUAUUGGAGGCAACGUUACAGUCUGAAGGAUGACAUUCCUAGCUUCCUUGCAAAUAUUGCUGGUACAAUAUUGACUACUGGGAAAUAUCUGAAUGUCAUGAGAGAAUGUGGGUACACUGUUCAGGUCCCUAUGUCUGAAAAUUCUAAACUAAUGACUUUUGGAUCCAACCAUCAAUAUCUUGAGUGUGUAAAAGCUGCUUAUGAAUUUUCCAGUGGUGAGCUCUUAAAUCUCAUUAAAGAAAAGUAUGAUCUAAUAGGAAAGUUGCGGUCUAUAAAGCACUAUCUUCUUCUUGACCAGGGUGAUUUCUUGGUUCAUUUUAUGGAUAUAGCUCGAGAGGAGCUCUUGAAAAAGCAUGAUGAGAUUUCUGUGGAGAAAUUGCAGUCUCUGCUGGAUCUUGCUUUGCGUACCACAGCUGCUGCUGCAGAUCCUUGUCAUGAGGACUUAACAUGUUGUGUGGAGAGAUCUUCAGUUCUCAAAGGAUUAAGCAGACUGAAGGAUCUUGACAUCAGGAAGGUAUCUGACAAUCAUGAUCUAGAGGAGUUAAUAAGCAUCACUGGUCUUGAGACAUUUUCCUUGAGCUAUAAGAUUCAGUGGCCACUGUCAAUUGUUAUAUCAAGAAAAGCCUUAACAAAAUACCAGUUGAUUUUCCGCUUCCUUUUUCACUGUAAGCAUGUGGAACGCCAACUUUGUGGGGCUUGGCAAAUGCAUCAAGGAGUUCGUGCUCUUAAUACUCGUGGAACUGCCAUCUCUAGAUCAUCUCUCCUCUGUCGUAGCAUGCUGAGAUUUAUUAACAGUCUUUUGCAUUAUCUAACAUUUGAGGUUCUUGAACCCAAUUGGCAUGUGAUGCAUGGUAGACUUCAGACUGCAAAAAGCAUAGAUGAGGUUAUCCGGCAUCAUGAUUUUUUCCUUGAUAAGUGUCUGAGAGAAUGUCUGCUUCUUUUGCCUGAAUUGAUAAAGAAAGUGGAGAAGUUGAAAUCUUUGUGCCUACAAUAUGCAGCAGCAACACAAUGGUUAAUUUCAUCCUCUGUUGACAUUGCCAAGUUAGAGGAGCAGCCUGAUGGUUCAGUUGGCUCAGAGAAGUCGAAGCAGCGGAAAUCAAGGAACCCAUCUCAGGCGCAAAAUGUCAUGACUAGAAACUCAUCAGUCACUGAUUCUAUUCUUAAAUUUGAGAAGGAAUUUAGUUCUGAGCUUCAGAGUCUGAGACCAAUUUUGAGCAGCAGUUCCCAAGCAGAACCAUAUUUGACGCAUCUUGCUCAGUGGAUUCUUGGUGUUGGAAAUGAUCAAUAAGUUCUUAAUUUGUUAGCUUCCUGGAAAUUUAUUACAUGAUUAUAUGGUUAUAAGAAAUGUGAAUCUCUUCGUCAUGCCUUUUCCGUCUAUAUAUUGUGCUUUACGGUAGGAGUUAUUGUUUGUGUCGGGCUUCUCUGUAUCUUUAUUUCCUAUUUAUACAACAUCUCUUGCUUCAUUGCAGAAGAACGGGGUAAGAGUGGGGGGCUCGUAAAUGUUAACGAGAAGUGAGAAGCAAGAUAUAUGUACUGAUCUUCUACUUGUAUGGUUAGCAAGGCAUUUUUUAGGUCUCUCGUUUGACAAAACAACUGACUGCUAUAUGUUAACGAACUGUUCCAUGUCAUAAACUUGAUAGCCCUGAUCAAUCCAUUUGGCCUUGGUUGAUCUUUGUCAUUUCUUUUUAUUCUUUUAUUUAUGCCCUUUUUUUUUAAUCCAAUGGCUAGAUAACAUUAUAGUGGUAGGUUUUUAUUUUUGCUUAUUUUUGUUUUUUUUUUUUAAUUAUAAACCCUGCAUCAAUGGUAAAGAUGGGAAUCAAUUAAAGGAUUUUAGGUGCAACCAAAGUCGUUGGUAGGGUGGUACCGUAUUUGACAUCGUUUUUGUUUUGGUAUUAAUACGUGAUAUGUACCGGUAUCAAUAUAAAUCUAAUAUAUUGAAUGAAAUAUCAAAUAUAAAAUACUCAUCGAUUACGUAUAAAUUUUUAAAAUUAUAAAUAGCAUAAUUUUUUCUGGUUACAUAUGAAAAUAUUUGGACCCUAAUUAUCAAAAUGAAAGGUAAUUGUCCUCUCACAACCCAUAUUUUUGUUUGGUUUCUUUUUUGGUAAGAAUGAAACCUUUUCCUUUAGUAAGUGUAAUUAUUGUUUGGCUAUGAACCAGCAAACAUAUGCUUGGCAUGGCAAGUUAAAGUUGAAUUGUGUAA